This is a messenger RNA of Aphis gossypii (cotton aphid), 588 nucleotides long. RefSeq lists its product as uncharacterized. Bases 1 to 588 code for a protein of 195 amino acids. Gene Ontology annotation, molecular function: nucleic acid binding. Lineage: Eukaryota; Metazoa; Arthropoda; Insecta; Hemiptera; Aphididae. The transcript has a single exon. The record is from RefSeq and is a predicted model, not a curated record.
AUGAACGGUGAUACAUUUUUCGAAUGGUUCAGUGGCAUUUUACCUUUAUUGAAAGAUAACUCAGUAAUAGUCAUGGAUAAUGCACCGUACCAUUCAGUGAAAACAGAAAAAUCACCUACCUCUACUUGGAAAAAGGCUGCCAUAAUUGAAUGGCUUGAAUCCAAAGGCGUAGAGACUAACCCGUCAAUGAUCAAAUUUGAAUUGUUAAAAGCUGUCCGAGAAAUUAAACACAAAUAUGAUUUGUACGUGGUUGAUGAAGAGGCCAAAAACCAAAACAAAAUUGUACUACGUCUACCUCCAUACCACUGCGAACUCAACCCCAUUGAGUUGGCAUGGUCGGUUGUAAAAGGACAUGUGAAAAAAAAUAACACAACAUUUAAAAUAAAUGACGUUCGGCAAUUAUUAAACGAUGGUAUAGACAAAGUGACACCUGAAAUGUGGUCCAAUUUUGUUUCACACGCUAUUAAGGAAGAGGACAAAUUUUGGCAGGUAGACUAUAUUACUGAUGAAAUACUGGACGAACAAGAACAAUCGCACGUGUUAACUAUUACUGGAUUGACGACUUCUGAUUCAGAAAACAGUGAUUGA